AUGGACAGCGCGGAGGCAGCAGCGUUAUCUGCAGGCAGCGGCAGUGACGGUGCCCCGGGGUCUUACUACGAUGCGCGCUGGCUUAACGUUCAUGCUGACGACGGUACUUUAGCAGCUAGAGCCCGUCGCCUAAUGCUUACACCGAGCAGACACUUCGAUCACAUCGCAGUCAAUACCAGCUACAGCGCUGUACUCAUGCCACCGUACAUCAGCACUGAAGAUGGUGAAGUACAAAACCAAAUCGCGUGGUCGGAACACUUGGACCCACUGUUCGUAAACAACUACGAGAUAGACCCCACGCUAUCAUGGCAAUACUACGCGUCCUCUUCGGGCUUUAUGAGACGAUAUCCAGCUAUGUCCUGGCCUCCAGAAGACGGCUACUCACACCACGCUCGAGACUUUUACGACUUCAGGUCUUCAAACUGGUUCGUAGAGGCGGCAACCUCUCCAAAAGACUUGGUUAUACUUCUUGAUGACUCUGACGACUUGAGCUCGUCGUACUGGAGGCUGGCGAAGUCCACCGUGUUUGCGCUACUCGACACCCUUGGACCUAAUGACUUCGUCAACAUCUACCGUUACAGCGACACGGUGUCAGAGCUUCAUACAUGUUAUACGAAGGUUUUGGCUCAGGCAAUUCCUGAAACGAUAAGGGAGCUGAAGACUACGUUAUGGAAUGCUGAAUUAUCUGGUGGAGUGGCAAACCUUACCGGAGCUUUAACAACGGCUUUUGAGAUUCUACAUCGGUAUAAUCGAACGGGUCAAGGCUGUCAAUGUAACCAGGCGAUCGCUGUGAUCGGAGCGGGGGGUGGUGCAACCGGAGUUAAGGGAGUCUUCAGGACAUGGAACUGGCCCCACAUGCCUGUGCGCAUAUUUACCUAUCGUGUCGGAGGAGACUCCACUACGGGUCACAAUAUGAAGGAUAUGGCGUGCACCAACAAAGGUUUUUACGUAACAGUCAACGAGCACUCGGAAAUCAAAUCAAAGGUGCUGCACUUCGUGGAGGUGUUAGCACGUCCGCUCGUUAUGUAUCAGACUGUCCACCCGGUGCAUUGGAGUCCAGUCUACGUUGGCGGAAGGAGUAGCAGCUUGGCCGAUGAUGGCAUGGGUCAACUGAUGUCUUCUGUCACCGUCCCUAUUUUCGAUAGGAGAAAUCACACGCAAAGAGAAGCGAAUUUGCUAGGUGUGGUUGGAACAGAUGUUCCCGUCGAUCAACUAAAGAAACUCGUGUCACCGUAUAAGUUGGGUGUAAACGGCUAUUCGUUCAUGGUGGACAACAACGGGCAUGUCUUGUAUCACCCAGACUUGAGGCCACUGUAUACAGAAACCUUGCGGCCGCUAUACUCAAGCGUUGAUCUUACUGAUUUGGAGAUGUUGGUUGAUUCUGACGAGAACUCCCGAGUCAAUCUCACGUCGUUACUUCUCGAUCUACGCCAUGAUAUGAUAGAGCAGCGUGAGGGUGAAACGGAGAUCGCGGUUAAAGUCCAGUACGACAACAUGAGAAGAGUUGCGACGAGAAGACAACGCUACUUCUACAGUCCUGUCGAUGGAACUCCUUUCUCUUUGGCGGCGGUGUUGCCAGACGGAUACGGCAUGUACGAGCUGCUGGCGGAGCAAGAGGUCAAACAUAGCUCGGUCAAUGUCACGGAGUUCUUUAAAGGCGACAAUUGGAAAGUUCACCCAGAUUGGGUAUAUUGCGAGUACGCCUCCACAUCAGAGCAAACCUUCAACUCACCUGAAGAACAAUUGCUACAUUUCCUGUCACGCGCUGGUCGGCCUGGCUGGAAGUGGAUGUCACUACGACCCCGCGCGCUCACGCUUCACAACGCGCACAAGAAACAAGACAGGGAUUCUUAUUAUUGUGACAAAACUUUAGUACAGUCAUUGAUUAGGGAUGCAAUGGUAAUAAAAGAAUUGGACGCCCACAUAGGACAUGCAAGCCAUCACGCACAACAAGGUCGUUUUCACAAGUUCGUGGUCACGAUGUCCUUCAUUGCAACACGAAGUGGUCUUCUAAAAUGGACUGAAAAUAUGAACACAUCCAGAACUGCUGAUUCUUCUGAACCUCACUUUAGUGAAAAAUAUGCUCGUGCGUUCGACUCGGAAUGGUAUCGUCGCGCUGUGGAACACCAUGCCAUAGAGCCCGAGAGUUUUGUAUUCUCGGUGCCUUUUCGGGAUGGAUCAGAGGCUGAAGACUUAAGUGGUCGUCCGCCCCUUGUGCUGGCCACUCAUGCCGUGUUCGUCGAGUCGAGGGGUCACAGGGCUCCUGCCGCCGUUGUUGGACUGUACUUUCAGCUGGAGUCGCUUACGAGGCAUUUCCUAAAUGUCACUUCUGCGUGUACAGUCGGUACAGUGUGCAAGAAGACAUGCGCAGGCGAUGAAUUAGACUGUUACAUCCUGGACGACAAUGGUUUCAUAAUCCUCUCAGAGGAUGUGUCCCAAACUGGCAGAUUCUUCGGACAAGUGGACGGUACUAUAAUGGACUCCCUCGUGCAAGACAGAAUAUAUAAAAAAGUAGUUGUGCAUGAUCAUCAAGGGAGGUGUCCAGACUCAAGAAAUCCUUUCAGUGGAGAUGGAAAUAAACUUACGCCCCUGAAGCCACUUUCCUGGCUCGGUGGAUACCUGACGAGCUUACUUGCUAUGUGGUUCCCAUUAUGGGAGCCUGUGGUGGCUCGUGCGAGGUCCUACGCUGAAGAGGAAGUUGAUUACGAAGACUAUGAAAGCGAAGAUAUGGAAAACGAUGACGAUUUAGAUCGAGAUAGGGGCACCUACGAAAUCAUCAUUGACGGGUUAGGAGAAACUUCCCGAGAUGGAGGGCGUAAUCACGCGGGGCCUUCACCUCCACCAGGAGGUGGUGCUCCUCCUCCCCCGCCUCGUGAAGCAGCGCGUUCAGCGGCUGUACGCCCAUGCGAUACCAGCGCUGAACUCUUCACGUUGCAGUCCUCCCGACUAAACACUGCACAACCUCUCAAGGGCAAGCUGACAAACUGCCACAAUUCAGGCUGCGAAAGGCCGUUCAGUGUGCAGAAGAUUCCACAUAGUAACUUGAUCUUGCUUGUGGUGGACACACUGUGCCCCUGUGGAGCCAAGCGCCUGGAUGUGCGGCCGCGGGAAGCAAGUGCUCGAACCUCGUGCCGCCGUGCGCCCCGACAUCAUCGCCGCCGACCUUCACACUGCGGCUCAUACCAUCCUGAGGAAAUUGAGAUACUUUCAUGCGGACGCGGAGGACGCAUGUUCCCCGCACUGAUGUCAGUGGUAGCACCGCUCCUACUACGGCUGGUGCUCAGCACGUGA
Messenger RNA from Arctia plantaginis, 3291 nucleotides. Lineage: Eukaryota; Metazoa; Arthropoda; Insecta; Lepidoptera; Erebidae. The record is from the annotation of a GenBank genome assembly.